AUUGAGAACGCACAGGGAGAGGUGGUAGCGGAACCUUUCUCCUCCGCUUCGCUCUCGCUUCCCCCCGAACCCAGUUGGCGUCGGACCCAGUAGUGGAGGCUUAUAAACAUGGAGACGACCGGUGCUGGGCCUGGACCGCCGUCCGCUGGUCUCGACACUCCGGGAUCCACAGACGAUCGGCUUUUCCUGGUGAAAGGUGGAGUUUUCCUUGGUACUGUGGCUGCAGCAGGAAUGCUAGCCGGAUUUGUUACAACAUUAUCAUUGGCUAAAAAGAAGAGCCCUGAAUGGUUCAAUAAGGGAAGGAUGGCCACAGCCGCCUUACCAGAGAGCGGGUCUUGCCUUGCCUUGCGAGCCCUGGCUUGGGGCUCACUUUACGCGUGGUGUGGGGUUGGUGUGAUCAGCUUCACAGUCUGGAAAGCUUUAGGAGUUCACAGUAUGAAAGACUUUCGAAUGAAACUGCAAUCAAUAUUUCCAGCAAUUCCCAAGAACUCUGAAUCUUCUCUUGAGUGGGAGGAAACACUGAAAUCCAAAUGAGAUGAGCAUGGUGGGAAAAGUCUAAAACUGUCAUGGCAAGGGUAGCUUUGGAGAUGCCACAGAAGCAAAGGGACUCCCCUGAUUUGUCAUCAGCAACAUGUGCAUUGGUGACUGAACCCACAGGAUAGAUGGCGUUCAGCGUCCACACAGGAGGCCCACAGUC
Molecule: messenger RNA, 697 nt
Organism: Odobenus rosmarus divergens (Pacific walrus)
Lineage: Eukaryota; Metazoa; Chordata; Mammalia; Carnivora; Odobenidae
Gene: TMEM242
Product: transmembrane protein 242
Exons: 4
Coding region: 109-534 (141 amino acids)
Source: RefSeq, a predicted model, not a curated record